GCUGGGCCUGGGGUUUACAGGAUGCCCAGGCCGAGGAGGAGAUCAAGCAGGAGAUGAACACACUGCAGCAGAAGCUAAAUGAGCAGCAGAGUGUGCUCCAGCGUAUUGCUGCCCCUAAUAUGAAGGCCAUGGAAAAGCUGGAAAGUGUCCGAGACAAGUUUCAGGAGACCUCAGAUGAGUUUGAAGCAGCUCGAAAGCGAGCCAAGAAGGCCAAGCAGGCGUUUGAGCAGAUCAAGAAGGAGCACUUUGACCGCUUCAAUGCUUGUUUUGAAUCUGUGGCCACCAACAUUGAUGAGAUCUACAAGGCCCUGUCCUGCAACAGCAGUGCCCAGGCAUUCCUGGGCCCUGAGAACCCUGAGGAGCCCCACUUGGAUGGCAUCAACUACAACUGCGUGGCUCCUGGCAAACGCUUCCAGCCUAUGGACAACUUGUCAGGCGGGGAGAAAACAGUGGCAGCUCUGGCCCUGCUCUUUGCCAUCCACAGAUAAGGCUG
Molecule: messenger RNA, 493 nt
Organism: Diceros bicornis minor
Lineage: Eukaryota; Metazoa; Chordata; Mammalia; Perissodactyla; Rhinocerotidae
Product: structural maintenance of chromosomes protein 1A-like
Exons: 3
Coding region: 54-488 (144 amino acids)
Biological process (GO): sister chromatid cohesion
Cellular component (GO): cohesin complex; nucleus
Molecular function (GO): DNA binding
Source: RefSeq, a predicted model, not a curated record